This is a messenger RNA of Spea bombifrons (plains spadefoot toad), 1062 nucleotides long. Its product is annotated as probable G-protein coupled receptor 148. Gene Ontology annotation, biological process: G protein-coupled receptor signaling pathway. The coding region runs from base 1 to 1062 and encodes 353 amino acids. Gene Ontology annotation, molecular function: G protein-coupled receptor activity. The transcript has a single exon. The record is from RefSeq and is a predicted model, not a curated record. Gene Ontology annotation, cellular component: membrane. NCBI's taxonomy places the organism in Eukaryota, Metazoa, Chordata, Amphibia, Anura, Pelobatidae.
AUGAAAGCCAUGAACUCUUCAGAAUGCAGCCUGCUGAGAAUUGUGAACGCUACAAUAAUGUUACAAAGAGAAAGUCAAUCCAACCGCACUCUGUUUAUGGACAAAUCUGCUCAGUACAUGCUUAAGGAAUGGAUUAUCUACCCUUCGUACGUGGAAAUGAAAAUGUUUCUCAUACCUACACUUGUCUGUUUUGGCAUAGCAAUUUGUGCUACUCCUUUCAUAUUAUUCGCCAUCUUUUCCAAUGUUAGCAUACGACAAGAGACAAGGUUUCUGCUCUUGGGAAAUGCUCUGGUCUGUGACUUAAUAUACCUUAUAUUCUACACAAUUACGACCAUCUGUAAUGUGAUGAGCCUGAAGAUCCCUAAACACGUUUGCGUGCUCUGCCUUUUUUUGCUGGCUGUUACCUAUAGCGGGGGCGUCCUCACUGCGGCUGCCAUGGUGGCUGAUACAUACUUGGCCGUUUUGUGGCCUCUCCACUACGUGUCACUGCUGCCAGCCCAAAGAGCUAAGAAACUCUUAAUGCUACUGUGGUUGUCAUCGUUCUUCUUCCCUGCAAUAGUGUUUUUAUCACUGCAUUUUACCCAGUCUCCGGGCCCAUGUCCACUUGAGUUUUGCUCCCUUCCUUUAAUCCUUGUGAAGACUUUACACGGAGACGAUGCUCUCAAGCUGUGUUACAUCCUGUUUGUUACUAUCUUUCUGAUAUGUUUUACGCUGAUACUUUGUUGUUAUGUAGUUCUGUGUUACAAGACAAGAGAAACCGGCAUAUGGAAAGGUGUUUCUUCUAGAGCCUCUAUCACCUUUUUAAUGCAUCAUGUAAUAUUAUUCUUUUACUUUAGUCCAUUAUUGAUUCUUCUUGCAGAGUCUUUAUUGUAUAUGGGUCAUAAUAUAGGUCUAAGAACAGGAUUAUGGGUGACGAUGACGACCUGUAAUGUUUUAAUAGUUUUGCCGAAAGCUGCGUCUCCUUGUCUCUAUGGGCUCCGGUACAGAGAAAUAUAUAAGUCACUGAGGCUCUUUUUCAGACUUAAAAAACACAGACUAGUUGCGCCUGUUAUGUCAAGUUAA